Molecule: messenger RNA, 2982 nt
Organism: Trifolium pratense (red clover)
Lineage: Eukaryota; Viridiplantae; Streptophyta; Magnoliopsida; Fabales; Fabaceae
Product: C2 domain-containing protein At1g53590-like
Exons: 13
Coding region: 465-2756 (763 amino acids)
Molecular function (GO): lipid binding
Source: RefSeq, a predicted model, not a curated record
AUCCCCGACUCCGAAUUCUGAUAUGUGUUAGAAUGCCUUGCUUGUUAACGCCCUUGUUGACCCUUUCUCCUAUACGUCACCGUUUCAAAGUUUCCAAAUUCAGUAUUCAACUCAAUCUCUAUCUAUCUCUCUGGGACCCUGUCCUUAAUUACGACACACUAUCACCAUUAACCUCUCCACUUUCCUUAUUUCAAUUUUCAAUUCAAUCAAUUUCAUCAUUAUUUUCACUAACAAACAAUUCCACUUUAAUUUUGACUAUUUGUUUAAUCAUUCAUUCAUUCACUUUGUCACCGACUAGGGUUAUACAUUAGGGGUUUCCGUCUAUGACGCGGGUUUUCCGUGUUUUUGUAUUCAAUGUCAAAUUCAAUCAAAUGGGUUUUAUAAAGUUUCAAACUUUAUAUAAAUAAAGAAACUAGUCACUUAAUUUCACUUCUUGGGUGUUCUUCAGUUUUUGUGCUAUUGUUAUGGAUAUAACAGAAGUUUCAAUCUUGCAUCAUGUUGGAAUCGUCUUACUUUGUCUCUGGUUGCUUUCUACAUUCAAUUGUUGCUAUGUUGUGUUUUACUUUGUGGCUUUGAUCUAUCUUUAUCAUGUUCAUGAACGUUAUGUUACAAGGUUAAGGAAGAAGUUGCAGUUUGAAGAGAGGAAACAAUCUAAUCAAAGAAGGGUGCUUUCUGAUUCUGAAUCAGUUCGGUGGUUGAACCAUGCAGUUGAGAACAUAUGGCCUAUAUGUAUGGAACAGAUUGCAUCUCAAAAGAUUUUACUCCCUAUCAUACCUUGGUUCUUAGAGAAGUACAAACCUUGGACUGCUAAAGAAGCUAUUGUUCAGCACCUAUACUUGGGAAGAAAUCCACCUUUGAUUACUGAUAUGAGGGUACUUCGCCAGACUGAUGAUGACCACUUGGUUCUGGAGUUAGGAAUGAAUUUUCUCACGGCUGAUGAUAUGAGUGCAAUACUUGCUGUAAAACUAAGAAAAAGAUUGGGCUUCGGGAUGACAGCUAAGCUGCAUAUAACGGGAAUGCAUGUUGAAGGGAAGGUCUUGGUAGGGGUAAAGUUUCUCAAGACAUGGCCAUUUCUUAGUCGUUUGCGUGUAUGCUUUGUUGAGCCUCCAUAUUUUCAGAUGACUGUCAAACCUAUUUUUACUCAUGGGCUUGAUGUGACAGAACUUCCAGGAAUUGCUGGCUGGCUUGAUAAGCUUCUGUCCAUUGCUUUUGAACAGACCCUUGUUGAGCCCAAUAUGCUGGUUGUUGAUGUUGAGAAAUUUGUAUCACCAGAACAAGAGCCUUGGUUUAAAGUGGAUGAGAAGGACCCUGUCGCUUAUGCAAAAAUAGAAAUUGUCGAGGCAGCUGACAUGAAACCAUCAGAUCUAAAUGGAUUUGCUGAUCCUUACAUCAAAGGUCAUUUGGGUGGAUAUAGAUUCAGGACAAAGAUACAAAAGAAAACACUUGCUCCAAAAUGGCAAGAGGAAUUUAGAAUUCCCAUCAUAACAUGGGAUUCUAACAAUGUGCUUGUUAUUGAAGUUCGUGACAAGGACCGUUUCUAUGACGAUAUUCUUGGGGACUGUUCUUUGAACAUCAAUGAUUUUAGGGAUGGGCAAAAAUAUGAUAAGUGGCUGCCACUACAGAAUGUAAAAAUGGGGAGGUUGCAUUUGCGAAUAACAGUUUUUGAAGAUAAGGAAAAGGAAGCUGAUACUACAUGCGAGCCGGAAACGAUAGACUUUGAGGAAAAAAAAGAUUCUUUUGUAAAUGAGACCACCAACAAAGGUUCUUUCUCAUCCGUUUCGUCUGAAAAAUCACCAAAAGUAGCAGACAACUUUGAGCCUAUCAAUAUUGAAGGGCAACAGGAGACCGGAGUUUGGGUCCACCACCCAGGAAAUGAAGUUUGCCAAACUUGGGAGCCAAGAAAAGGGAAGAAUCGACGCCUCGACACAGAAAUUCGCGGGGAGCCUAAUGAUAUAUCUGACAACUGUAAUAAUUCAACUGUAUCUGGAUCCUUGAACAAUGACAGUAGCAGUCCUGAUGAUAAUGCCGAAGAUAAGCAUCGAAUGAAAACAGUUAGGAAAGGCCUGCAUAAAAUCGGUUCCGUAUUUCGUAGGAGUCAGAAAAAGUAUGACAGAUCGGAUUCUAUCCCUGAAGACGUUCCAUCUCCACAUGAUAAUAUUAGGUCAGUAAAUGCUUCUAAAGGGGUCGGUGUGAAGUUUGUUAUGGAUGAUAGUAUUGGUGGCUUUCCGAUUGGUAAGAUUCAGGUAGACGGUGGGUCACCGGAAUGGAGCGGUAGCGGUCCUGAUAGCCCAGCAAAGAGAGACGUCAAGGACAUGGCAAAGAAUAUUUAUAAACACGCUGAAAAAUCUGCUCGUAGCUUAAAACAUGUUCUUUCUCGUAAAACAAGGAAAUCUAAAAGUGAUUCAGCAGCUGCAGUUGAAGAAAUAGACAAUGAAUCUGACUCUUCUGAUGAUGAAUCAUCUCUUUCAGUUCAGUCGCCGAUAGAUGAAAGAACUCCAGUUUAUUCACAGGCUAUUCCUCCAAGUAACAUUAGUUCCCCAAAAUCCAAUUUGAACCCCCAGGUUAUUGCUCGAAGUAACAUUGGUUCUCCAAAAUCCAAUUUGAACGAGGUUUAUAAUGCUCCAUCUAACAUCAAGCCUGAAAAUGCAUGGUCCCCUGAAAGAUCUGUUGAAGAAGUUAAGUCUGGUGAAGAUGAACUUGUUAAAGAGGAAAUUGUGGCAGAUAAAAAGGUUGUUGUUAGCAGUAUUGCUGAGUGAAGAAUAUCUUAGCAAGUAAAUGGUGACAUUAUAUAGCUACAAAGCAGUGACACGGACACUCUUGUUGUAUGUUCUGUUAUAUUCUGGUCACAUGUAGAGGAGUUUUUGUUGUAUAGUGAUACGUCUUGUUUUCAUAAACACGUGUUGGUGCUGUACUUUUGAGCUAAGAGGCUUGUAAUGUACAUAGUUUUUACAUAUACAAGAGACAACAAAAAGUUAAAAGAAA